Messenger RNA from Gambusia affinis (western mosquitofish), 1837 nucleotides. RefSeq names its product linkage group 05 C1orf43 homolog (gene ltap1). The record is from RefSeq and is a predicted model, not a curated record. Gene Ontology annotation, biological process: phagocytosis. NCBI's taxonomy places the organism in Eukaryota, Metazoa, Chordata, Actinopteri, Cyprinodontiformes, Poeciliidae.
ACGGUAUAACGUCAGUCACGUGACUAUUGCGGAAGUCAACAAUGGAGGCAGGGAGUGUAGCGCCCUGAACCUUCCUGAUGUUUGUUACUUUUUAGACAUUUUAUAAUGUAUUUUUUAAGCGGAAACCUAAAGGAAGCCUCAGAACGAAUGAAGAUAAAAGUGUUAAUUUACUGAGAGACGAUUUUUAGCUGCUUAAUCUGAAGAAAAACAAUUGUUAAUAAUGGAUAAAGAUAAUUAUGGAGCCUCAAAAGUGAACGUGUUCCUUGUUUUGACUUACGGCAUUUUGGUGUUUGUUUUGCUGUUCAUCUUUAUAAAAAGACAAAUUAUGCACUUUGCCAUUAAGUCUCGACGAGGACCACAUGUUCCCAUUGGCCACAAUGCUCCAAAGGAGAUGAAACAAUUAAUUGAAGCCAAAUUGUGCGAGGUCCAGAAAAUCCACUUUGAGCCCCGUCUGUUGUCCCCAGCUGAUGACCGACUAACACAGAGACGACAGUCUGGUUCUGAUGGCUGUCUGUACAGGAUGAAAGCACUAGAUGCUGUCCGGGACACUGAUUUUCCUUUCCGUGAACUGGGUGGCACUCCCACCGCUGUGACGGGAAAAAGAUUUCGGACCUGGCUGCUGCAGCUGCGAAAUUCCCACUGCAUGCUUAGAGACAAGCAGAGCUCCCUGAUAGACACAGUGUUAGAUGGCUACAACAAAGCACGCCAUGGGGCCGAGGCUUUUGGAGAAGCAGAGUUCAUCAAGUACCAGGAAGCUCUAACUGAGCUAGCCGAUGUAAGGAAGCACGACCCUUCCCCACACUGUUCCUUCCCAGAUUUUGUGUUCAGAGACCUGAGCGGCACCAUCGAGCCCAGCAGCCCUUCCUCCUGCUCCUCGUCCCCCACCCAAACCACCUACCUCACAUCUGCAGCGCAGCAACGCAGCAAGAGGCCCAGGAACUUCCUGGAGCUGAAGAACUUCAAAGAUAACUACAACACGCUAGACAGCACCCUCUGAAAUAAUUAUGGAUCUGUCCAAAGGAAAAAAGUUUUAAGUCAUAUACGACUGCCUGUAAUCCCAGUGCCUCGCUCACUGUCGCCUGACAGCAUCAGAUUAAACACACUGCCUUCUUAUUAUGACGUGCACUGCAGAACACUGCAUAUCAGACCACUGAUUCAAACACUGCUAUCUGCCUACGUGUGGCGUCUUUCUGUUACUGCAUGUAUACUGUAAGUGCUAUAAUAUAACUGAUAGUAAGCAGGGUUGACUUGACCAAAACAAAGAAAUUUAUAGUGCUUAUGCAACAGCAUAGGACAAUCAGUAUUUAUUGCACAAUGUAUUCACCUAUGCAGAUAUGUUCAAAUUAACCGCCUAAGUGUAUAAAAUAAUAGUUAAUAGCUAUGAAAUAAACUACUGUAUGUGCAUUUUUCUAUCAUGAAAGAAAACACUGUUUAUGCCAGUAAAUUUUAUGUUUAUGUAUGUUUCUAUGUUGUUCCUUUGAGCCAUAUAUAUGUGUUUUUUAUUUCCUUUAAGCCUUUUCUUACAAAAGCCAUAUAAUUCAGGAACUGUAUUGAUUAAGUGCCUCUUUUUUGAUCAGUUAUCUUUAUUGAACAGUAUUUUAGUGUUUUAAUAUGUGUUGGGGUUGAGGUAUGACUUCAGGGGAAGACUGUUAACUGUGUAGUCUUACAAAUUAGCCUGCUGAUAUGAGAAGCAUCUAUUUUUUAAUUGUUAGACUUAUCUAACUUUGAGUACUUUUUAUUUCCUGUGGUGCUUAUGAAUACAUGCCAUGCAAAAAAGGCAAUACUGUCAAGUUGCACAAUAUGCUUAACAUAAUAAACAGUAAAUUCUUAACUGAAA